GUUUCUCCCUUUAACGUCGUUUUACAUAAAGAAAGUAAUGCGUUAUCUUAGUUAUGCACGAAAUUAUUGAGUUUUAUUGACCGUGGUUAAUCGCUAACAAACGGAGCCGUGUAUGCGUGUCGGUAUUCGCUUGCUUUGGUGAUGGACGAACGGAUUAUUUUGCAGAGAGUUUGUUAACCCCGGCCAGAAAGCUAGCGUGUUAGCCGCGUCUUGGCACUACUGUAAGCUGAGCGGAACGACGCAGCUGCAGGAUCAGACAAAUUUAACAAAUCUGCUAACCGUUGUUUAUCUACCAGCGUUAACCAAACGGAGGAAAUGCACCGAACACGCGAUUCCACCUCAUGAUCUCUGUAAUAGAGAUCUUCUUCAGCAGGAAUGGACGAGCAGAAAUCAAACUGCGAAGAAAAUGAUUCAGAAACUGCAGCUGAUGAUGGGACCCCUGCAAAGGAGAGCGUCCAAGUCGAGGGGGAACUGAAUGCCCCUGUUGCUGCAGAGGACAUCUCAGGCACUACUGUGGACACUUCCAGCUCAUCAUUGGAGACUGUCAGGGCGUGUGCUCUCUGCAACUGUGUGGAGCGUAGUCUACAUGGCCAACGAGAGCUUCAGUGUUUUGGACACUCUUCUGAUCGGCCCAGCUUGGAGCCCUCUGUUUCCACUUUGCCAGCAGCUGGAAACGAUGACCUGUCUUCCAUUGGAUUCUCUGAAUCCACCUGUCUGGCGUCUCUCUUUGAUGACACAGGGAGCUGCUGGGUUCACCACUGGUGUGCCGUGUGGUCAGAGGGAGUGGAACAGACUGAGGGUGAGGUGCUGAUAAACGUGGAUAAGGCAGUCGUCUCAGGGAUACAGCGGCCAUGUGAUUAUUGUAAACGGAUGGGUGCUACCAUCCGCUGCCGGGCCGAAGGCUGCUCACGGUUUUACCACUUCCCCUGCUCGGCUGCAAGUGGAUCCUUCCAGUCUAUGAAGCAGCUGGCGCUCCUCUGUCCAGAGCACAUAGACAAGGCUGAGGAGAUUGCCGGAGAGGAGGCACGGUGUGCAGUGUGUGACUCUGUUGGAGACCUCUCGGGUCUGCUGUACUGUACAGGAUGUGGGCAGCACUAUCACGAUGCCUGUCUAGAGAUUAGUGCUACACCACUUCAGAGGUCAGGAUGGCAGUGUCCUGAGUGCAAGGUGUGCCAGACCUGCAGGCAACCAGGGGAGGAUUCAAAGAUGCUGGUUUGCGAUGCUUGUGACAAGGGCUACCACACCUUCUGUCUACUGCCAGCCAUGGACUCUGUUCCCCCUGAUUCAUGGAAGUGCAAACGGUGCCGUGUGUGUAUUGACUGUGGCAUGCGAGGGCUGAAGCUUCCUGGCUCUGAACAGUGGUUUGAGAGCUACACAGUAUGUGAAGGUUGUCAGCGCAGGCGCACCUCUGUCUGUGGCGUGUGCAGUAAAGCCACGGAGCCCUCGGUGUUCCUUCAACAUCACUGUGCCAUCUGCCACAGAUGGGUACACAGUGAUUGUGCCUCGCUGUCAGGGCCUCCUGAGGAGAAAUGCAUCUGUGUGCUCUGCAAAGAAAUCCCAGAUGAGGUUCCAGUCGAGGCUGAAGUGCCAUCCAUGCAAGUAGAUGAGAAAGCUGAUUUGGAGGUGCCAGUAGAAUUGGGGACAGAGCUUGAGGUGGUUGAAAUGGCAGAAGUGAAAGAAAGCAUUAUGGAGGAAGAACUACGGCCAGAGGGUGCAGAGGGCUCUACAGAGGCUAAUGUGCACACUGAGGUCUCUACAGAGCAGCAGCCCCUUUUAGCUACUGUUUCAGAUGUUGAUGCAAAGCAAAAAGAAGAGGAGAAAACCGGUGAAACGGUGGUUACAGAGGCUGUUAAGCAGAAACAAGAGGACACUCAGGACCCUCCUAUAAAGGAUAGCCCAGACAGCCCUGACCCUGACACUAAAGAAGAGGCUCAAUCUGAUGUAGCUGAGACUAAUAUAGAAAGGCAGGAGAAAUCAAAAGAAAAGCCUUCUGAAACAGAGACAGAGUUGGAUGGUACUGUUAAGUCCACAGAAACAAAACCUCCAUCAAGCCCAUGUUCUCAGUUAUCUCAAAUCACACUCCCUGUUGCAGAAGAAGAGGAGCCAGUUGCUAUGGACUUGGAGGAGAUGGGUUCCCAAGAGGAGACGAUAAACAGGACUCCUCCUUCCCCUGCUCCUCACACAGAAAUGCCCACUGCAUCUGACACAGAUGAUAGAAUGGGCCAGUCUGAGGAUGAAGAAGAGGAGGAUGAGCAAGGUGUGGAGGAAUCCUUAGAUGAUUCGCUUCUCAAAGACGAGAGUCAGUGUGAAGAUGAUCAGGCCAGGAAAGAGUUGCAGGACGAUAUGAAGCCGGAGCUGGUCCUUGAUGAGACCUCAAACCUUAGCCACGGUGACGAGAGCAGUAGUGGUUUUCUUGGCUCGCCGGCUGAGGCAGACUCUCAGAUGCUGUCCAUGGAGCUUAGCCUGGUGCCAGCCGGCAGGACCCGAUCAGAUUCGCUGCUCACCGAAACUGAGGACUCAUUGCCUUUUGAUCCACUGAAGCCCGAUGGUGAGAAAGUGAAGCGCAGGGGUUCUCCAGGACGAUCACGAAUGAAACAGGGCCGAGGCAGUGGGUUCCCAGGAAAACGGCGGCCACGUGGUGGUGGCAGUGGUGGUGGUGGUGGAAGAGGGCGUGGACGGUCACGUCUCAAAGCAAUGGCCUCUUGUAUUGAUGCCUUUCUACUAAGCAUGACUGCAGACACUGGAAUUAGCAAAGAAGAAGAUGAGGAGGAAGAUGACACCAUGCAAAAUACUGUGGUACUUUUCUCCAACACUGAUAAGUUUGUCCUGCAGCAGGACAUGUGUGUAGUUUGUGGUAGUUUUGGACAAGGUGUGGAGGGCCAGCUCCUAGCAUGUGCUCAGUGUGCACAGUGUUAUCAUCCAUACUGUGUGAACAGCAAGAUCACCAAGAUGAUGUUGAGAAAAGGCUGGCGUUGUCUUGAGUGCAUUGUGUGUGAGGUGUGUGGGAAGGCUUCAGAUCCUUCUCGGUUGCUGCUUUGUGACGACUGUGAUGUCAGCUAUCACACUUACUGCUUGGACCCACCCUUACAGACGGUCCCCAAGGGAGGCUGGAAAUGCAAAUGGUGUGUAUGCUGUAUGCAGUGUGGUGCCAGCUCCCCUGGGUUUCACUGUGAGUGGCAAAAUAACUACAAUCACUGCGGCCCCUGCGCCAGCCUGGUAACAUGUCCUGUGUGUCAUGAGAACUUCAUGGAGGAGGAGUUGCUUCUGCAGUGUCAGCACUGUGACAGAUGGGUUCAUGCUGUAUGUGAGAGUCUUUACACUGAGGAUGAGGUUGAACAAGCAUCUGAUGAAGGCUUUGCCUGUACAGCCUGCACUCCAUAUGUCCCCAGGCCUGUUGUGGAGUCUCCUAUGAUGUCUGCCUUCAAAAUAAAAGAACCAGAGCCACAGUUUUAUCGUCUGGAGGGUGUCUGGCUAACAGAGACUGGCAUGUCUUUGUUGCGAAGCAUCUCCAUGUCACCGCUUCAUAAGCGCAGACAGCGCCGCUCAAGACUGGGCACUAUGUCUAUUGAUGAGCUAAAAGAGGGCGAUGCAGAUGGUGAUGAAGGAAAAGGAGGUGCAGAAGCAAUGGAAUGUGAGCCCAAGUCUGAAGCCCCUGGGAGCCCAGACAGGGAUGGAGGAGCGGACCGAGAAACUGGGCCAGAUGGAGGUAUAGAGGGCAUGGCUGACUGUGAAACUCUCAAAGGAGGAGUAGAGGAGACCGAUGACGGGAAGAAGAGAAAGCGUAAACCAUACAGACCAGGGAUUGGAGGGUUCAUGGUCCGACAAAGAAAGUGUCACACACGAAUGAGGAGGAGUCUCUCUGCCUCUGGUGAGGGCGUUCCUGAAGGUCAAGCAGCUGAAACAAAACUUGAGGAAGGACCUCAUCCUGACAUACCUCUCGAUGUCCCAGAGGCAAAGACAGCAGAAGGAGAUGGUGAGCAAGCCAAGAAGCGCAGGGGCAGAAAGAAGAGCAAAUUAGAGGACAUGUUUCCCACAUACCUACAAGAGGCUUUUUUUGGCAAGACAUUACUUGAUCAGAGUAAAAGAGCUUUUCUGGCUCCUCCAACACCAAGACAUACGCAAGGUUUACUAAGACCUCCACUCCCUGGGCUUGGGGCCAGAAAUGCAGCCUCCGAAUCAGUUGAGGCCACAGUCAGGCCGAGUGGUCUGCCCAUGGAACUAAAGCAAGAAGGGGAGGGAUCCAAGCCUACAGGAGAUGGAGCAGUAGUAGGUUCAGGAGCAACUGGGCAACUUUUCAACAAAGAUCAGAGCUCGGGAGCUGCACAUGGGUCUGACAUGUUGAAAAAUAAAGAUCUCCCUCAGGGACUAGAAAGACAGGACUCUGAGCAGUUCUUUCGGAAAGUACUUGGACCCACUGAGGGAAGCUCAGUUAGUGGGCAGCUGCAGCCUAGCAUUAAGCCUGUUCAGGAAGGUGAUCCAAAUCAAAGUAGUUGCCCUCAAAGAAACCUCCUUCCAGGUGCUUCCUUAUCUGGCACACUCCCCUCAACUGGUAUGAUGGACUCUUUUUCAGGUCUCUCUCAGUCCCCCUUUUUUGACCUAAGGGAUCGAGGUGGUCUUUUCAGUCCAGACCAGGAUGAGGAAAGCCCAUGGGCAACACCAUCUACUCCAGCCACCCCUUCCACUCCUCCAACUCCUACUGAACAAGAAGGUGAUGGGCUCUCCUACAAUCAACGCAGUCUGCAGCGUUGGGAGAAGGAUGAGGAAUUAGGAAAUCUAUCAACCAUCUCUCCUGUACUUUAUGCUAACAUGAACUUCCCCAGUCUCAAACAGGACUACCCUGACUGGGCAAGUCGCUGCAAACAAAUAAUGAAGAUUUGGAGAAAGGUAUCAGCCGCAGACAAGGUUCCUUAUCUGCAAAAGGCCAAAGAUAAUAGGGCUGCUCAGAGAAUAAACAAGGCACAGAAGCAGGCAGAGAGUCAAGUAUGUCGGCCUAUCAAAACUGAACCUGGCCGUAUUAAAGGGGAGCGCCCUAAUCUGCACCUCCAGAUUCCUCCACCCUCAGGCUCUGUAUCUACUUCCUCCCAGCCAAGCUCUGCUGAGAGUUCUUAUACCCUUGCACCAGACUCUGCAUCUUCAGCCUUUUUUCCUGAUGGACCUCUUAAAACUCCUUGCUCAGCUGAUUUGCAAGCCGAUCCAUUUUCUAAACUUUCCAGUCAGUCUCCGCACCUUCAGUCUCAGCCAUCCACACCAUACUCACAGCCUUCUUCCAGCCCCUUGCCGGCCUCUUCCUCAGGACAUUGUAUGCCUGGCCCACAGGGUGCUACUCAGGGACGGCCAGCCAGUUUCGGCUCCCUUGAAAUGCAACCAGGGGCUCCUCGUAGGGCCCAACAGGUUGACCCAUUUUUUAGACCACAACAACAGAUUCCUAAACCUCAGGAGGCCUUGGGUCCACCUGAGAGUCCUCGACCUAGACCUGGUGGGCCUGGAGAUGCACAGAUGUUCUCACCACCUCAUAUGACCCAUUGUGGUGACCUCUACCGUGGCCAGCAUGGAGCUGGCCGACAAGAUCAUGCUUCUUCUCCAUCACCGUCUGCGAUAGCAUCUUCACCUGCUGGAGUGGGCCCUAGUAGAGCAGAUAUUAAUGCCCCAUCUCCCCGUUCUUCUUUUGGCAGGCAAGACCUAAACACCGGUUCUCCUGCAAGUUUAGACUCUGGAGAUGGAUUAUUCAAAGCUCCCAUGACACCUCGUAUGCAUCAAGGGGAUGCAGGUGGCUUGUCUGUUUCACACCAAUCAGGUGCUUCUCCUAAUCAUCCUCCUGAGAGUUACCGCCAAUCUCCCUCUACGUUCUCUGACCCCUAUGCCCAGCCUCCCCUCACACCAAGACCUCAGUCGGGUGAUGGCUCCUCUCCACUACCCCAAAGGCUUCCUGCAGCUCAGCAAGAAAAUUAUUCGAGAUUGCCCUCCAGCCCUCAAUCCCAAGGCAGUUCUCAGUCACCACUCACACCAGGAGCCAUUUCCAAUGAUGUCCUCUCUGUGCAGUCACCAGCCACUCCACGUUUCCAGUCUCCUGACCCUUACUCCCGCCCACCUUCACGACCUCAGUCCAGAGAUCCCUUUGCCUCAUUGCAUAAACCCCCUCGUCCAUCUUCUGUAGCACCAGAAGGUAACUCACCCUUUAGAGGCUCACCUCAUCCUGGCCAGCAACCACCCUGCUCACCCUCAGUAGUAGAUCCACUAUCUGGAAAACCCCCUGCUUUCAGCUGCAGUCCUGGUGUAGGGAUUCAAAUGGGCCCACAACAAAUAGUUGGCCAACAGCAUAUGACUCCUCCGCAAGCUCAGGUUCACCUCCAGCAGCCACAGUCCCAGACUCAACAAGUGGGUGCUGAUUUUAACUCCAGAAUAGCACUUCCACCUGGAAACCAAGAUACAGCUGUGCGGCCAUCAGAUGGUCCACAUUUACCUAACAUACCAGGGAUGCAGGAUAUGUCGGACAUGUCAGCUGCACAGGAUCCAGCUCUCAUGAGCCUUAGUCCAUCGGAGUUAGAAAAGCACAGACAGAGGCAGCGAUUAAGAGAGUUUUUAAUAAGACAGAAAAUGCAGAGAAACUCACUUCGUCAAGAGAAGGAAGCACCUGUAGUGAGUAAUCCUGCUCAAAGUUGGCAAGAUGGGGAAAUGCCUGCCUUUCAGCAAGAUAAAAGUCAGCGAGCACCCCCUCCUUACCCUCAGGACAGAGCUGCUGUUACGCAGGCAGCCCUUGCCAGCAGGAUGCCUCUUCCAAUGGGUAUGAUGGAUGAAAAGCUUUGCCGCCCACCUCCUCCUGGGACACCAGCAACUAUGGAUCCCAGUGCAUUAAGGCAAACUGGGCCAGUUUCUCAGGGGAUGUAUCCUCGUCCACAAUUUCCUGCACAGUGGCAAAACCAAGGAGCUCCACGGAGAUUUCCACAACCAUCUAUGAUUGAAGCCGUUCCCAGGCAGCACCUUACUACUCCCAUCAACAAUCCUCUCAACAUGCAGAAUAUGCCCAAUCCUUUGACCACAGUUCCAGGCAGUGGAGCAGAGGCAGUACAAAGCCAUGUUUCAGGAGCUCCACCUCAGUUUAUUGAGUUGAGGCAUAAUUCCCAGAGGAUGCCACCGGGUCCUCAGUUUAUGCAAAGGGCACCUAUACCCAGAGCUCGCAUGUAUCUUCCACAGCAGGAAAUUAAUGCUGCUUUUGCACAGCAGAAUUUAACCCCAUCCCUUGAUGCUUCAGCAGUAGGAAUGCGUGAUCCCAGACUUGGGUUACAGCAGGGUGGCAUGGACCUAUUGGUGCAACAACAAAGCAAUGCACCUCCUCCUCAGUCUCAACUACAGCCACAGCAGGUGCCAACUACUACUCCCAAAACACAAAUUUCUCACACUACUCAACAACUUCCUCAAACUAGUUCAAUAGGCAGUCAGCAGACUGUUGUGAAUCCAGUUGACCUACCUGAGUCUGACCUAGUGGAUGCCUUUGCUCCCAAAGGACUGGGUGAUCCGGUGGCAGAAACUGGAGUAGAGGAUGAUGAUCUUGCUCUUGACCUUGAUCCUGAUAAAGGUGAUGAUGAUUUGGGAAACCUUGACAAUCUUGAGGCCAAUGAUCCUCAUUUGGACGAUCUGCUCAAUAGCGAUGAAUUUGAUUUGCUUGCAUACACUGACCCUGAGCUUGAUCAAGGUGAUCCCAAAGAUGUUUUCUCUGACCAGUUGCGACUUGUGGAAGCAGAGGUGGAAGGUCCAGUGUCUUCUGCUAAUGUUGAAGUCAAGGUUGAAGUGAAACCAAAAGUUGAAAUCGCUUCCCAGGAUACACGCACAACUGCCACUCAACCACCUUUAAAGACUGAGAAUUCAUCUACUGUCAAUACACCAAAGUUAGAGUCCUCUGAUGCCAUUAGGUUGUCUUCUGUAAAACUUGAAGACAAAGGAUUGGUUGAACAACCACAGUCAGGACAAGCUUCUGUUAAAGAUGACAUCAGUGAAACGGUGUCAGUUUUGCUCAGUGGAACAAAAGCCUCUAAUCAACCAGAAACCCCAACUGCUAAUUUGAACACAGUCCGUUUAGGGGGUAUACCUUUUCCUCUUCCCAGCCAAGCUGAUACACUGUCUUUUCCACCAACUGCACCCCAUCCAGACCUGGGCAGCGACCCACUUGGAUUGCCAGAUUCUGGCCACCACUCUACAGCAGAUGAUCUUGACAAAGUUGAAAGCUCACUGGAAGCAAGUGAACUGCCGUUGCUUAUUCAAGAUCUUUUAGAGCAUGAAAAGAAGGAGCUACAGAAACAGCAGCAGUUAAGUGCUCUACAAGGCGGGAUUGGAAGUCAAAUUCACAGCAUUCAGAAUCAACAACAGCCCUCUCAGACUACUAAUCAAAUUAUGAUGCCACAGCACCAUCAUCCAUCCCAGGGCAUAGUGCCUCAAGCAGGUAUGGUGCCCAGGCCACCUCACAUGUUCCCACAGCAGCAGCAAAGGCUGAUUACUGCUGCAAUGCCUUCACCUCCCCAUGCGGCAAUGGGACAGCAGCCAGGCAUUUUAAGGGGUGGCCAGCCUGGUAGACUUCAUCCUGGUCUUGCUCCACAGCAGCAGACAACACAACCUCCACAUAUUGUUAAACAGCAGAACUUUUUCCCAGAUAAAGAUCUGGAUAAAUUCAUGACUGAUGACAUAAUAGAUCCCAUUGCAAAGGCUAAAAUGAUUGCUUUGAAAGGCAUUAAUAGGGUGUUGGCUCAAGAUCCAAUGGGUGUACCUCCUGGCAUGAAUAGGCAACAAGUAUCUCUACUGGCUCAGAGGUUAACCUCUGCCCCUGGGAAUGAGGAUUCCCAACCUCCGCCUGCUCCUGGCUCUUCCAAGGAAGGAGAAGGCAGCAAUCAGGUUCAAACAAGACCAAAUCCCCCACAAUUUGGCAUCAUCAAUGAUGCUGAACAGCACCAAUAUGAAGAAUGGCUAGUACACACCCAGCAGUUGCUGCAGAUGCAGUUGAAGUUUUUAGAAGAGCAAAUUGGAGCACAUCGCAAAUCACGUAAAGCUUUGUGUGCCAAGCAGCGCACUGCAAAAAAAGCUGGACGUGAAUUUGCAGAAGCAGAUGCUGAAAAGCUCAAACUGGUUACUGAGGAGCAGAGUAAAAUCCAGAAACAACUGGAUCAGGUGCGUAAGCAGCAAAAAGAGCACACCAAUCUUAUUGCGGAGUACCGAAGUAAACAACAGCAGCAUCAACAAGGUUCUUCCAUGCUAGCUCCUGGGCCAUCUACACCGGCACCUCACAUGCUGUCCAAGAUGCCUGGACAAAUGAUUGGUCAGCCACCUGGAGGGAUGCCACAAGCAGCACUGCCCCCGGGAGGUAUGCCAAUUAGAAUGCCACAGAUGCAACCCUUUGGUGCAGCACAGCCUUCUCUCCCACUCGGUGCUGGCCCAGUACAGCCACCUCCUGGUUUUUUCCCUCAAGGCCCUGGACCUCAAGGACCAGAUCCAAGAGUUCUGCAAGAACGACAGUAUAGAAUGCAAAUGGUCCAAAAAAUGCAACAGCAGCAACAACAGCUGAUGAUGGGACAGCAGCCUAUGUCACAUCAACCUCAGCAGCCUGGAAUAAUUAAUCAGCAGCCUGGAGCCAUGGGCAGUCAGCCAGCCCAAGUUUUGAUGGGCAGUAUGGGGCAGCAAAACUUACAACAAGGUUUAAUAAAUAGCCAACAAAAUCAGCAAGGGUUAGUGCAGACUCCUCCAGGUAUGAUGGGGAAUCAGGCUCUUGGGCAGACACAACAUAAUGUCAUGGGCCAGCAAAUGACUCAGACUGCAAAUCUUAUGGCAGGCCAACCACAAGGUAUGGUUGGCAAUCAACAGAUUGUACAGCAGCUUCAGAGACCUCAGGGUUUGAUGGAUCAGCAUGGACCAGUUGGACAGCAUGUUGUUAGGGGACCCCCAACCCAACUCACACCUCAGCAACAAAGUGUAAUGGCUCAGCGUAUGCUCAUGUCACAACAGCAACAGAAUGCUGCAAAAAAUCUUGCUCAACUUCAACAGCAACAAAUUUUACAACUAAAAAAACAAGCUGGCCCCUCUGAGCCACAAAGAGCUUUAGAAGCUCCAUCAUCAGGAGGUAACCAAGGGGUUGCUGAGAACUUGCAACAAGGUGUCCAAGAUCAUCAGAAUCCAAAUAAAGAUGGAGGAUUACUUAGUCCAAAAACACCCCCACAGCAAGGUGGACCUCCUACACCACUUCAGAUGCAACAGGGAUCAAGUGGAGAGCAGCACUGUGUUGUUGGACAGCCACAGCAACAACAUGCUUUUCUGGGUCAACAACAGACGGCACAACCUCAGACAAACCAGAACAUUGGAGUUGCUGAACAACAUGGUUUUGUUGGCAAUCAGCAGGCUGGACCGCAUCUUAAAGUACAACCACCUCAACCACAGAUGCAAGUUGGUCUUCAGACCCAGACCAAAAUUCAAAUAAAACAGGAAGAUCAACAAAUGUGCUUCAUGGCUCAGCAACAAGCUGGUCAAAUUGCUGCACAACAACCUCAAGAAGUAGCUGUCCAAAAUAGUGGUCAGACAAUGGGUAACAUUACAAAUCAACAGCAGCAAGCUCUACUGACUCAACAGAUGGGCAUUCCUCGAGCACAGCAAAUGAUGAUGACUCAAAGGCCUGGUGCUCCUGCAGGGCAAAUUCGUACCUCUAUUAACAUUCAGGCCUUCAUUGCACAGAACCCCCAACUGCGCCAUCUGACUCCCAGCCAACAGUUGCAGCAAAUUCAGGCAAUGCUUGCUCAAAGACAGCUUCAGCAGGGCCAGAUGCUAAGAUUGCAGGGUCAAGCUCAGGGACAAAUGCGUCCCCAGGUCCUACAGGGGCCAUCAGUUGGUCCACGGAUUCCAGUUAUUGAAACCCAACAACAGCAACACCGCUUUGGAUUGGCGGGCAAACAUGGGUCCAGCACUCAGCAGCAACCGGGAGGGAUUGGACAACAAUCUGGCAUGGCUCCACAGUUUCAUCAAGGUGUUGCAGGUGCUAUGCAACAGCCUUCUCAAGGACCUUUGCCUCAGUACAUCAAUAGUGCCCAGCAGCAGCAGAUGAUACAGCAGCAACAAGUGCAUCAGCAUCAAAUGAUGAGAGGUCAAGUGCCUAGACCAAUAAUGGGUCAGGUUCGCACCACAGCACCUGGACAUCUGGCUAGACCAAUGUCUCCUCGCCAAUUACUGGGGCAGGGAUCACCUGGAAGUCCACAUUCUAAUCAACAAAGACUCAUGAGGAUGUCUCAGACUCCACCAGGCACUCAGCAUCUUCAACAACAGUCACAUGGUACAACAGCAUUGAGCCCCUUUCAAGCUUCUCCCUCACAUGCAGGUUCUCCUGCAGGGUCUUCUGUUCCAGAAACUGGUAGUCCAUCUUUAAAUAAACCUGAACCAGGUAACCUGGCCCUCUCCAGUCACUUGUCAUCACCUUCUAGGCCAGAAGGUAUUGUAGGAAAGAGUAGCCCCUUUAGCCAGACGGGGGGGUUGAUACCUUCACCUUUGAGGUCUCCAACUGCCAAGACACAGAGCCCCAAUACUGAAGCUCUCUCAGCUCCUUUCCCACUUAAUGGGCCGUCUUCUCAGUCAGCACAGAACCAAGCACCAAAUUCUGGUCAAAUAUCUGGGGGUCAUACAUCUCAACCAACUCAAAUGCCCAGUGAAAUGUGCAAGAUGACAUUGCAAAACAUUAAACAAGAGCCACGUGAAGUCCAGUGCGAUACAGGAAAUAUUGUUGAGACUCAUUCUGAUGGCAUAAAGAGAGAAAUUUCUGGAGAAUCUGUCAGUGGCUCCGGUAUUGUGAACUCUGCUGUGGGCUCUAGAAAUCAAGCAGGAGAUCUUGGAUCACAAAUUCAAAGGACAGAGACUGGCCAACAACUACUACAGAAACUCCUUCGAACCAAAAACUUGCAGGUUGCAGCUCAGAGGCCCUCAGAUGGUAUUCAUAAUGAGAUAAAUGGACACAUUAAUAACAAGCUGGCAAUGCUGGAACAGAAGCUACAAGGAACUCCACGCAACAUGGAGGAUCUGCAGUCACUCACAAAGAGAGCUCCAAUUGUCAAGGCCAAACGUACUGCAAAAGCUGGAGAGCGUGGGCCAAACUCUAGAAAGAAAACCAAGAAAGAAGAGGUUGGAAAAACCGAGGCAAUAAUGAAACAGUUGAAGCAAGGCCUUUCUCUUCUUCCUUUGAUGGAGCCCUCUAUUACUGCUAGUAUGGAUUUGUUUGCACCUUUUGGCAGCAGUCCAGCCAAUGCCAAGACCCAGUUGAAAGGCUCAUUUGGAAAUGCUAUACUAGACAAUAUUCCAGACUACUAUUCCCAGCUUCUUACAAAGAACAACCUCAGCAAUCCUCCAACACCACCAUCAUCUCUUCCCCCAACUCCACCACCUUCAGUGCAGCACAAGCUUUUAAACGGAGUGACUCAGGUAGAAGAACUGGCGGAAGGUCAAAAAGAGUCAGAGGCCUCAGAGGAUACCAUUGGAUCUGUUCCAGAAGAAGUAAAGAGUGUAGACAUACUAGCAGCUCUUCCCACUCCACCUCACAACCAGAAUGAAGAUAUUCGUAUGGAGAGUGAUGAUGACAGUGAUGCUCCAGACAGUAUUGUGCCUGCAUCCUCACCUGAAAGCCAGCUAGGUGAUGAGACAACACGCUUUCCCAGUCUACUGGAUCCCAAAGAGGAGGAGGAAGAGAGGGCCAUCUCUCCUGUUAUACCCAUUAUUCCUCGUUCUACCAUUCCGAAUUUUUCAGAGACAAAACCUUUCGAGUCAGUGGAUGGAAAAGUUGUAGCUUCAUCCAGCCAGUGGGACAAAGCCAAAAGCAAUGAAGUGUCUGUAACCUUCAUGCUUUCAUCUGCUGCUGCAAAGAAUCUCAACACAGUGAUGUUGGCUGUUGCUCAACUGCUGCACAUACGUAUGCCAAGUUCUUACGAGUUGGCAUUUCCCCAGAGUCCUGGUAGAGUAGGUGCUGGACCUGGGAAAAUACCUGACUCUUCCAACCCAGGUUUGAAGACAGACGCUUCUGUGAGCAAUGAUGCAGAAUGGCUUAAGCAGUUUGAUGUUUCCCUCCCAGGGUGUACCCUGAGGAAACAAGUUGAUAUUCUUGCUCUUAUCAAACAGGAAUCCCAAGAGCAAGAAGAUAAACCUGCCCAACACUGUUACAUGACAAAUGUUUCAGAUCUGGAUGUGCGCCACCUGCCUGUUAUUCCUGUCGAAGUAUCUCCACCUCCUUCACCAUCUCCACCUCCACCCCCAUCUUCUACUGUAGCUGAGCCAGAAAACACCACUCAGCCCGAGCCCAAACCUGAAUCUGAAGCACCUGUUCAGACUACAUCAUCCCCUUCUGCAAGUCCAAGUGCUCCUGUCAAAACCGAACUUUUGGUCAAACAGGAAUCUCACUGCUCCCCCGUUACAGUAGAGCCUGAAUCUCAUGAGCCUGCGGUCCUACCUAUAGAUAUUCCACCACCACAAGAACAACCUUCUGCUCCAGCAAGUUCUCCUCCUCUAGACUCCCCUACUAUAGAGAUAUCCCUAAAAUCCAUCAAACACCGUAGCAGGCCCCUUUCUGAUGAAGAACAACGGCCUAAGGUCAAAAAAUGGAAAGGUUUGCGCUGGAAACGACUCCAGAUAGUCAUUACUAUUCGCAAAGGUGGCUCUAAAAAAGAGAGCAGUCGUGAAGUUUCAGAGCUCAUGGAGCGCCUCCGCAUUACACUGAAACCAGAUAAGCUGCCUAGAGAUAAGCGAAAGUGCUGUUUCUGCCAUGAGGAGGGAGAUGGUGCAACAGAUGGUCCUGCACGUCUGCUCAAUAUUGAUGUUGAUUUGUGGGUGCAUCUUAACUGUGCUCUGUGGUCAACAGAGGUGUACGAAACCCAGGGUGGUGCACUUAUUAAUGUUGAGGUUGCCCUUCGGCGUGGAUUACGCACCCGUUGUGCCUACUGUCAAAAAACGGGUGCUACUAACAGCUGCAACCGUUUACGCUGCCCGAAUGUAUAUCAUUUUGCAUGUGCCAUUCGGGCACGUUGCAUGUUUUUCAAAGACAAAACUAUGCUCUGCACCCAGCACAAGCUUAAAGGUCCCAGUGAAGAGGAGCUUAGCAGUUUUGCUGUUUUUCGACGUGUUUACAUUGAGCGGGAUGAGGUGAAGCAGAUUGCAAGCAUCCUGCAACGUGGUGAUCGCAUUCACUUGUUCCGUGUUGGUGGGCUCAUCUUCCAUGCUGUGGGCCAGCUUUUGCCCUCUCAGAUGGCUGUGUUUCACUCACCCAGUGCUAUCUAUCCAGUGGGUUAUGAGGCCACACGAAUUUACUGGAGCACUCGUGUGCCAAACCGCAGAUGUCGCUACCGAUGCCGCAUCAGUGAGCAGGAUGGCAGGCCCCUGUUUGAAGUGCGUGUACUGGAGCAUGGGUAUGAAGACCUGCACUUCAGAGACUCCACUCCAGAUGGCAUCUGGGCUAAGAUUGUGCAUCAGGUUGCCAAGCUGCGAGAUGAAGCGGCCAUGCUGAAACUUUUCACCGAGCAUGUCAGAGGAGAAGAGAUGUAUGGACUCACUGUGCAUGCAGUGAUGCGAAUCACUGAAUCUCUUCCUGGUGUGGAAACCUGUCAGGAUUAUACAUUCCGAUAUGGCCGCCAUCCUCUUAUGGAACUUCCCCUCAUGAUCAAUCCUACAGGUUGUGCACGAUCAGAACCAAAAAUUCUCACCCACUGCAAACGGCCUCAUACACUCAAUAGCACGAGUAUGUCCAAAGCCUAUCAGAGCACAUUUACAGGGGAGAUCAACACCCCAUACAGCAAGCAGUUCGUGCAUUCCAAAUCCUCUCAAUACCGUAGAUUAAAGACAGAGUGGAAAACCAAUGUGUACCUGGCCCGCUCUCGCAUUCAGGGACUGGGUCUGUACGCUGCUAAAGACCUUGAAAAACACACCAUGGUCAUUGAGUACAUUGGCACUAUCAUUCGCAAUGAGGUUGCAAAUCGCAGAGAAAAGAUUUACGAGGAGCAGAACCGUGGGAUCUACAUGUUCCGUAUCAAUAAUGAGCAUGUAAUUGAUGCAACCUUAACUGGCGGUCCUGCUCGUUAUGUCAAUCAUUCUUGUGCACCGAACUGUGUCGCCGAAGUUGUGACGUUUGAUAAAGAGGAUAAGAUCAUCAUCAUUUCUAGUCGCAGGAUCCCAAAGGGCGAAGAGCUGACGUAUGACUAUCAGUUUGACUUUGAGGACGAUCAGCACAAGAUCCCCUGCCAUUGUGGAGCCUGGAAUUGUAGAAAGUGGAUGAACUAACAAGGACAAAGAAAGAUUCCAACGCGUCUUUGCUCUCUGGUGCCAGAACACUCCUGCGCCAAAGCCUGUUAUAUUCUUACUUUCCAGUUAAUAAGCUGCUCUGAUUUGAGGAAGAGAAGUUCACUCUCAGUCACCAGAAAGAAGACUUUGUUACCUACAACAAGAGCCAAAGCUUUGAAGAGAAAAAAAACUUUUGAUGCCACAACCUUUUACAGAUGAGCUCAAAGGUAAUAGACCUGCUUGAAUCUAUCGUGUUGAUUAAAAAUCACCUCUGCCAAAAGCACCUCUACUUCCUCCACUGUUUCCUCCUACAAUAAGCUGACUCCGGCUGCAAUCAACCCCUUCAACAUCUACCAAAAGAACUGAAGCUAUAGCAUAUCAAUACACUUAGACUAGAACUCAGUGAAGAUGUUUGAUUAAAGCCAUGUAAGUACUCAAAGUUAACUCGUACACUUUAGCUUGGACCUAUCCUUUCGGCUAGCGCCCUUUCUGAACGCUUUCCCAUCAAAUCGUCAGUGAAGAUCGUGGACAUUGGCAAGACAAUCCUGGAGUGGCUCUGCUUAGAACUGUGACGAGAUACGCUGAAAUACUAUUGACUAUCGAAAGGCACCAGAUGUUUUAUUAUAUUGAGUUAAAAAGGUGGGUUUAUUUCACCCAGUCUACCUCAUUGAGUUUGUGGGACGUCACUGCUUUGUAUUAAAACUGUUAAGUGCUACUGUGGAAAGGGGAAGGCAGGAAUGUUUCCAUGGCAAUUGCCUUCUCGGAUAAGCAGGGAAACUUAAGCAGCAGGUUUGCUCCUAUCUAUAUUUUGCUUUCUGAUUACGAUUACAAUAGUGAGCCAGUGCAACUUUCUUUUUUUGAUUUGAUUAUACAAACGAGAUGGACAGUUCCAAUAUGACGAUGCAUUACUUCGAGCAAUCAAACUCAAACGGGUGUCUCAGAGGCCACCUUUUUAUUUCCGAUCAUGUAGCUGCCGCAUCAUGCUUUUUAGUGUAGAAAUGCUCAUCUCGCAUUCGUAACGGUGGAGCGAAUUAUGACAAAGGGUCACAGUGCAAAUCCACGUUGGUGCAAUUUGAAAGACUUUAGGGCAAAUAAUACUAGUGAUGCAAGACUGCCACUGCAUUUGACAUGUUUUCCCAUCCUUACAUCCUUGCAUUCAUUAGCUCUCCUUUCGGAUCUUGUAACUCCAACAGGACCCUUAGGUGUAAACUUCUUCCCUUCUGUGAUAGUGGACUGUUGUAAACUUACUGUAGUGAGUCUUUCUCUGCCUGCUGACGGCCGGUUGUAUCUAAUCGAUGUAUCGUGGUUUGAUAGUGGUAGCACAGUCUACAGGCUCGACGCAGUGACGGAGGAAGACUUAAAAAGGGCAUUUCUAUUUUCUUUUAUAAUAAAGUAAUUUAAAACAGUUUUAAAAAACAAACUUUCAAAGAAGGGAGUUGAACAAAGUGUCCACAUAGCCCAUGCUACUUUGUUCCUUUCUCCCCUGACUUAUGACCUCACGUUAAGAAAUAAAUGCAAAAUGUAUAAACUGUACAUAAUAGGGGUCUAAACACUUUAUCCAGCCCCUUUUUAAUCAAAUUCAAAAUUGUAGAGAAAUAAAAUUCAUGAAAAAAGAAGCAACCACUGGAUAUCAUUUUAUCAGAAAACUAAAUGUGUAUAUAUCUAUAAAUAUAUGUAAAAUGGCAAACUAAGUAAUAUCUUUAUGUAUAUGAACCAGAGUGUUUUUUUGCAUUUAAUGUUUUUUUAUAUAUAUAUCUGCAUAUUUUUUUGUCCCUACGAGACCAUAUACAGGUUAACUAAGAGGGUGUGAUCCUUCUCUCGUCUUCACCAAUGAAUUUUGGAAGAGUGCUUGCGGUGAAUAAGUCAAACGUUUGAAAUGGAAAGUCUCUUCUACAUGGAAACAGAUCCCCUUUUUUUUGUUUUUGAAAAACAGCAGUAAAAUGGUGCAUAGCAUUUGUGUAUUUAUGUAAUAUUGUUCACAUAUAUUUCUUUUAUUUAUGCUACUGCUUGUGAAUUACUGAACCCUGUCCUUGAAUCGGUGACAGUUUAAUUAGUAGUAAAUGGAAAAUCUUGAAGCUCCCAAGAUGAUACUGUUUUUGAAUCGUGUCCUGUUGUUUUCUCUCCCACCCCUCCCUGUAGAAGUGAAUGUUUUAUACGACUUAUGAAAAGGCAGCAUAGCCAGUGAAUGGUAUGACUUCAUUAAUCAAAAAUAUCUCCAUUAAUUACAUGUGAAUUGCACUCAGCAUUAUUUUAUUUAUACGUCAUUCAAACUAGCGCUGGUUCUUUUAAGGGUAGUCUGUUGUUAAGCACAGAUGCUCACUGGAUUUUAGCCUGAGUAACUCUUGCUGCCCCCACCCCCCGCCUUUGUUCUUUUGAAAUCUCUUUAUUUAAGAUCUCUACAUGUGUUGUAAUUUACUGAAUAGAUCCUGAUUUUGGUUUUCAGCCUGAUCGACUUUUUAAAAAAAGAUGCUGCAACUGUACAGCAAAGCUACUUUUAGGGAAAAUGAAUAAAAUGGUCAUUUUUAUUGUAUGUGGCAUGUUUUGUAUGGAUAUAAUUUUGAAUUGUACAUAUUUUUUGACGUCAGAGGUUGCAUCUCUUUAUAUACAGCUGUCCCUUUCCCUCCCAGCCCUCCAUUUAUUUCUUUGUCUCUGCUUUAUUUCUUGUAAAGAAAAAUAAAAUGCAUUUUAAAUAUACGUA
Danio aesculapii is the source of this 17968-nucleotide messenger RNA. It is a transcript of the gene kmt2d, whose product is annotated as lysine (K)-specific methyltransferase 2D. Bases 376 to 15270 code for a protein of 4964 amino acids. The transcript is spliced from 54 exons. Lineage: Eukaryota; Metazoa; Chordata; Actinopteri; Cypriniformes; Danionidae. Gene Ontology annotation, cellular component: nucleus. Gene Ontology annotation, molecular function: protein binding. The record is from RefSeq and is a predicted model, not a curated record.